Messenger RNA from Cynocephalus volans (Philippine flying lemur), 528 nucleotides. It is a transcript of the gene SMIM8, whose product is annotated as small integral membrane protein 8. Lineage: Eukaryota; Metazoa; Chordata; Mammalia; Dermoptera; Cynocephalidae. The record is from RefSeq and is a predicted model, not a curated record. The transcript is spliced from 3 exons. The coding region runs from base 76 to 369 and encodes 97 amino acids.
GGCGGCGAGGCGGAGCUGUGUCGGGCGCGGAGUGAAGGGCACCUCGCGGAGGGUAAUAAAUCAUCAUUAGUCAAGAUGUCUUCCACACCUGAACCUCCACCAUUUAAAAAGGAACCACCCAAAGAGAAAGACUUUCGAAACCCAGGGCUCAGAGGGGUGCGCACAACGACCGUAUUUCGAGCUGUGAAUCCAGAGCUCUUCAUUAAACCUAACAAAACUGUAAUGGCUUUCGGAUUGGUAACCCUUUCACUUUGCGUGGCCUACAUUGGUUAUCUACAUGCAACACAAGAGAAUAAAAAGGACCUCUAUGAAGCUGUUGAUAGUGAGGGACACAGUUAUAUGAGGAGGAAAACGUCUAAAUGGGAUUAAUCGUGCUGGUUACUGCAGAUGGAGCUUUAUUUAGGGCUGUGAAAUCUUCAGGUGAAAGAUUUGAAGUGCACAGUACCAUGUUUCUUGUUCUAGAGUAUGUUAAUGAGGAGAGAAGAUAGUAGCUGCAACCAGACCACUGUAAUAAAUUUUGUCCUUUCA